AUGCUUCAGAGCCGUGACUAUAACGGGAGAGGAGGGGCGUACGGUGGUAGAGGUGGCUACUAUGAAGGAUCAACAGUGGGGAAUUCGGUAGAUCAACGAUCAGGAGGUGCUGUAGCUGGGGGGUUUGGGGCAGCCGGAAUGGGAGCGGCUGGGGAGAUUGGGGGAGGGGAAAUGGGGGCAGGUGGCAAUCCCAGGUUACACCACGUGGACUCGCCAGGAGCGACAGCUGGCACGUUGGCACGGGGAGGAGAGGAUCGCUCGGAUGGAGAGCGGUUGGGGUUGGGCGGAAGGGGGGAAGGGGGCGGAAGGGGGGAAGGGGGUCCGGCAGCCCGGUGGGCACCAAUCAACGGCAGCUUCGUCCUCUCCUGGAUCCCUCCUUCCAAGUCUCGGCUCCAGACCAACAUCUCCCAACCGGAACUCUACCCGGUCCUCUUAGACGUGAUUCGUUACAACGAAGAGGCGCAACUCACCGCCGCUAAAGCGGGUCUGGAGCCUCCCAAGGCGUCCAGAGGGCCGGCUUGCCCGGUGUUUGAGUUUGGGUUCGAGCGGUUCCCUGGGAUUGGGUCGUGCUGGGAGGCAGGGAUCGCGGAUGAGAAGCGGGCGGCCACGCGGCCUCCUGUGAACUGCAAGGGCGUGGACCCGACGUGUAUCCAGAAGAAUGAUUUGCUGCCGCAUAACAAGUGGUCCGCUCAGGUCCUAGUUCUGCGCAACGUGUACAUAAACGUGGUGGGCCAGGUGUUCAACUCCACCCAUCUCUUCGACCACAACGCGUGUGCGGGCAGUCCCAACAUCACCGUGACGCUGCCCUUCCGCUACACCGCCAACCGCACACGCGUCACCCACUUCAAAGAGCUUGUCUCCCUCGUCGACUGGUUCGCCUGGUCCACGCGCGCCAUGCUGCUCGACCUCAUACCGCUCUUCAUCUCUCUGCACCGCAUUCUGCCGGCUAUGAGGGGCAUACCAGUGGCGGUGGGGCACAGGCGGCCGCAUGUGAGGAACGGAUUGGAGCAGCUGUGCUCGCUGGGGGCGGUGGACGUGCUGGGCGUGCAGGUGGACAAAAUGAACGUGCACGUGGUGAAGUCGAAAGACCUGUUCUUUGCAGAGAAACUUGUCAUUGGGAAGGGAAGACGGGAGGGGAUGGGAGGGUGUUUUGAGGUGCCUCAACAGGUGGUCAUUGAAAUGGUGGAUGGGCUGGGAGUGGUGGAUGGGCUGGGAGUGGUGGAUGUGCUGGGAGUGGUGGAUGUGCUGGGAGUGGUGGAUGUGCUGGGAGUGGUGGAUGUGCUGGGAGUGGUGGAUGUGCUGGGAGUGGUGGAUGGGCUGGGAGUGGUGGAUGGGCUGGGAGUGGUGGAUGGGCUGGGAGUGGUGGAUGGGCUGGGAGUGGUGGAUGGGCUGGGAGUGGUGGAUGGGCUGGGAGUGGUGGAUGGGCUGGGAGUGGUGGAUGGGCUGGGAGUGGAGGAUGGGCUGGGAGUGGAGGAUGGGCAGGGAGUGGUGGAUGGGCAGGGAGUGGAGGAUGGGCAGGGAGUGCAAGGGGACAGGAUGAGCCCACUGCACCAGCGGUGUGGGGAGCCCAGCCGCUCGCUUUGGCACUAUCUGCGAAUGAGACACUUGCUGCCGCCCAGGGGGCUGCCCAUCUUUAAUGCUGACUGGACGUCCAGGUUCAAGGGACCUGCCAGUGCCACCCCGGCCUACACACCACGCGCAUACGCGCCCGGCAGCAACUGGGUGGUGCUGCUGGGGUGGAAGGAGCAGCGCGCAUCCCUCCUGCAGAGCCUCAAGCUACACGAGCACCUCACCCGCCUCUUCCCCCCCGAGCGAGUCGUCAUCUACCGGGAAGGCUCCAUCUCCCUCCCCCGCCGAAAAGACCUGCUCAACCGCGCGCUCCUCAUGGUAUCAGUGCACGAUAAUAUCCUCGCCGAUAUUGUCUUCAUGCCGCCCGGAUCCGCCGUGCUGGAGAUUCGCCCCGUGGAGAAUCCGGAUGUGAUUUUCCACCAGCUGGCGGAUAUCUGCGAGAUCGAGUAUUAUUUGGCGUUUUGUGAGGGGGGGAAGGCGGUGGGGAGUGCGGCGGGCGGGUGGGCAGGGAAGCCCGUGGAAGGGAAUUUGGGCGCCAAGGACCCCAAGGGGGUGCAGAAAAUGUUGACGGAUAUUUCCAGGAAAGUGUUUGCUCGAGCAAAUGCAAUGAGACGGAAAGGAGGGUAG
Messenger RNA from Closterium sp. NIES-65, 2196 nucleotides. The record is from the annotation of a GenBank genome assembly. NCBI's taxonomy places the organism in Eukaryota, Viridiplantae, Streptophyta, Zygnematophyceae, Desmidiales, Closteriaceae.